AUCUUUUCCGGCGAAAACAAACGAGUACUACAUUACCCAUAAUCCCUCAUGAUAUGACAAACUUGGGGUCAAAGGGUGAGUUGAGGCGAAGCUGCUACGUAGGCUUGCCUUUAAAUCGACAGCAUGGCGUCGGAAUGCUCUGGGGUGUCCUCAAGCACAGAGAAUGCUGCUGUCCAAAUAGACACAAGCAGAGCAGAAGGUCCAGCUCACCCAGAAGAUGUCAAAACAGAUGAGAAAGGAGUCGACGUGUGCCCGUUCUUCCUGGAAGGGAAAUGCCACUUCGGUGUCAGAUGUCGUAUGUCUCACAGGUUAACACAGCUGAUCUGUGAAGUAACCAGCAGCUCGCUUGACCCAGCUAUGGCUACUGCAGACGUUCUUCUUCACGACCCGGAGGAAAAACGUGAUGAAGAAAAACAAAAGAACAAAGACCAUAGGCACAAAACCUCUAAGCCUAAAGAAAUCUCUUGGUACCCUGUUCUCCCCCCAGAUGUCAACAAAAAGUCUCGCAUGCGGACAGCUGAUGAUGUAAUCUCUCGGAUUCUCUGGGACUCUUCGGUGGACGUGUCCCAAUUCGUAGUGGGAUACGUGGACCGUUUCUUGGGCGUGAUGGAGCGCCCCUUCUCUGACUUCAACUGGGACACUAACCCACGUGACUGCGACUACACCGAGAUUGCCCUCCCCAGACACAGGAUCCAGUACUUCACCUACAGAAGUCACCGCGUCUGGGACCGGCACAGCAGGACUGACAGGGUGUUUGGGUCCACCGGUCAAUCUCUGGCUCCCCCCUUUGGAGGGGAGGAGGAAGUAGGAGAAACACAGCCUGACGACCAAGAGCAAAAAGAGAGAGUAACUUUGGAUCACCCAGAAUCAACAAGAGCGCAGCCACCUGCCGCUGUCGGGCAGAGAAUGGAGUGUACUCAGGCUGAGAACACACAUCUGGAAGAAGACAAGCACAGUGAGAUGAACGCUUGCACCUCUGAGUCGGCAUGUGACGUGGAAGAGGCUCCAAAUAGCGUGAAGGCCUUGACAGAUAAAGUAGGGCUGGGAUUAAAAGACGGAGACACCAAUGAGAAAUUGGCCAACGGGGAAGAAAGUUUUGAAGGCCAGAACAAUUUGAAUCUCUCGGCACCUCUCAAGCAGCGAGAAGAGAGGUGCGGUCAUUAUCGCCCUAAAAAGAAACCCACACACUUCAUCACGUUCAGGGCCAACACUCCUGCCAUCCUCAGCUGUUUCCAGCAGCUCCAGGAGGAGAUCUGCGCCCUUCUCCCGUCAUCCGCCCCUCACUGGCAGGACUCCGCCAGCCUGCACGUCACCCUGUGCCUCCUGGUCCUGCCGGGCCCGGCCGAAGUGGAGGUCGCAGAGGAGAUCCUCCGACGCUUUGCCCACUUUGAUCGCAACCCCCCGGUGACCGUGAGCUUCCCCGUAAAGCUGAAGCAUUUCAACGGCAGGGUGCUGUACCUGAGCCCCCAGCCUCAGCUUCCGCUCCAGCAGCUCAAUGGUGGCCUGCAGGAAGCCUACAGGAGCAAGGGCUUGCUCCACAGGAACUCCUACAACCCGCGCUAUCAUCUCACCCUGGCCAAAGUAAAGGACAGGGAGGGAGAACGCAUCUUCAAUGACGUGGGCGACCUGAAGGUGGGCAAAGGUUUAAAUUUUGGCCGUUUGCCUGUGAACUCCUUGCACCUUUGCGUCAUCGACGGUGCCGAUGUGGACGAUUUUUACGAGACUGUGUGCACAGUAACGCUUCGAUAACACUGGGGAACAAAAUAUUUGUUGAGUUAGGUCUGACAGCUGUUUUUAACUAAUUUUUGAGUGUGGAAUCCAAAACUGAUCUCAGUUUUUCUCCAUCACGUCAAGUUUUUGAACUAUAGAUCCCCGUUUUCUUAAAACAUAUGAAAAAUGCUGUACUUAACGGAUAUGUGCUUGCUUUAUAAAACCUUUCAAAUAUUAAUGUCAAUGAAAUAUGAAGGAAACAGGCAUGACUGCAGUGUUUAUUUAACACUAUUAUGUUUUACAAAGAAUGUGUUACAAUUCCUCUUAAUUCCUACUAUGCGAGCUUCCUGUUUGCAGAUAUUGAUAGUACUGACCUAUUGGGAGCUGCACACACCUCACCGCACUGUCUCAAUUGCGACUGCACAAACAAGUUGCAACGUAGCUCUAGAGUCUUACUACAGCUAAUCAGUGGAAUUGUGCUUAUCUGGAGGGUAAGCUGUGGAGAAAAAACAUGAAGUGCUAGAAAAUAACUGACUGCAAUUUUGGAAUCAGCGUUCCAAUUUUAUUUUAAUCAGCAUAAAAAUCUAACUCAACAGAAUUUUCUUUUCAAAUUGUUCCCCAGUGUAAUAGAUAGCUCACGUGCAGUGACUUCAUGCACUCACUGGACGCUUCACCCGGACAACACAGCAACAUCUGAUACAGGACCUGUAUCAUAAAGUCUGCCUUCACAAAAAUAAUCAUGCUCAGUUUGAGGUAAUUAUUCAGCAUUAUGUUUAUGGUGGACUACUGCACUGCAUUACUCAGAUUUAGGGGCGUAAAAGAUGACAAACAGCUCUCAGUAUGAUUUAGUGCACUGUAAAAUGCAUCCACAAUAAUAACCAUAUUCUUAAACGAAUUCCUCUCAUAACUGUAUUUUUAUCAUUGUAGCAGUGGAAUCAUUUAAACAGCCAUUGUAUUGGAUCUCAUUAAUUCAUUAGUAUGUAAUGUUGUGGUCGAUCAAUAUUUGUAUAAGGAUGUUCUUAUAACUUACAGAUCACUGGAUACAAGAACAUGGGGAUGUGAGAGAGCAGAUUGCCUGAAUCAAUCAUUUUUGGGGCAUAUAAUUUAUAUGAGUUGUAAACUUUUAAAUGGUCUAAUAACAAGUCUAUUAAAGGGUGGACAUGAGGAAACUAUAUGCUAGGCAUCAGGACAGGCUAGGGUUUUAAAGAUUAAUCUGUUAGAUAUCUGAAGAUGAAACAGGGUUACCAGAUAAAUUAUGUAGGGAAUUUGCGUUCAAAAUUAUUAUUUUUUUCAUUGAAAAGUAUUUUAUUUAGGUGGGAUAAACUCCUUCAGAUUUUGGAUCUCCUGGCAGAAUAAUGUCUGGAACUCAGGAAUGUGUGGAUGAUUUUAAUUAAUAUUUCACAUGUAGGCGGCACGGUGGCCGACUGGUUAGAGCGUCAGCCUCACAGUUCUGAGGACCCGGGUUCAAUCCCUGGCCCCGUCUGGGUGGAGUUUGCAUGUUCUCCCCGUGCCUGCGUGGGUUUUCUCCGGGCACUCCGGUUUCCUCCCACAUCCCAAAAACAUGCAUUAAUUGGAGACUCUAAAUUGCCCGUAGGCAUGACUGCGAGUGCGAAUGGCUUUUUGUUUCUAUGUGCCCUGCGAUUGGCUGGCAACCAGUUCAGGGUGUACCCCGCCUCCUGCCCGAUGACAGCUGGGAUAGGCUCCAGCACGCCCGCGACCCUAGUGAGGAGAAGCGGCUCAGAAAAUGGAUGGAUGGAUGGAUGGAUGGAUUUCACAUGUAUACUGAGGCACCAUAGAGCCAAUAUUACAUCCCAAAUACUAGAAAAAGUUGGUUUGUGAAAUAUGGACCUUUAAAUAGGGUUAGGGUUAGGUAUGUAUUUUUGUAUUUGUAUUAAUUUUAAUCAGAACUUGCAGGAAUCAAAAGAGAUUUUACAUAUUGAUCAUUUGGCAUAUUCACCUCACUUUACUGUGAGUUUAUUAUUCAAUAUUUACACUGCUUCAUUAUUACAUGCAGUACUUUCAAAGAAGACCAACCGUUAGGCACACUUUCUAUGCGAUACCUUUUGGUAAACAGCUCUUGUAUGGGAUUACAAUGUGGAGGUCUACUUACUAUGAUGGCUUGUUGGUGUAAAGCAAUGUCAAAUCCCUAAUGGAGACCAUGUUAGGCACAGUAGUAUUCAUAUGCUUCUUUCUUUCUCAUAACCAUAGUGCUUCUGAGAUACACUUCAUGGUGCUAUGUACAAUCAAUGUACUGUAUUGACACAGUAUAUGCACCUGCAAUAAAUGUUUAUGUGCGGCUCAUAAAUCGUUUGAGGCGAAGAAAUUGCGUUUAUUUUACAUCAAUGACUUAGCCAAAGUGCUUGUAUUGCGUGGCUCAUCAUUCCAGGAUUUAUACAAUUUCUUUUCGAUGAAUAUUGAAUGGACUAUGUUCCACAAGUGUAAUUCUUUUUUUGGGAGGUGGGGGGGGCAAGACCAAUUAAAAUCAAUAUAUCGUCAAGGUUGUUCAUUAUUUAGCUGUGAAUGCGAGUGGUGGUAUUUUAUGUGGUUGAUGAGCUGUAUUGGGUUGUGCUGUGGUCGAGCAUGAGGAGCAACUCUUGCAUACAUAACAACAUUUUCUGUCUUUGCCGUCUUCUUCCUGGAGACACACACACUUGCACACUAUACAUAGACUCCAA
Phycodurus eques (leafy seadragon) is the source of this 4385-nucleotide messenger RNA. It is a transcript of the gene leng9, whose product is annotated as leukocyte receptor cluster (LRC) member 9. Lineage: Eukaryota; Metazoa; Chordata; Actinopteri; Syngnathiformes; Syngnathidae. The transcript is spliced from 8 exons. The coding region runs from base 124 to 1749 and encodes 541 amino acids. Gene Ontology annotation, molecular function: metal ion binding. The record is from RefSeq and is a predicted model, not a curated record.